AUUUGAAGUUAAGUCCCAAUUUUGACAGCGCCUGCGCGACGACUGUGGCGCCGCUGUGGUAAAUCAAAAAUUCUAAAUUCUUCAGUUUUGUAAAGAUUUUUGUAGUGGUGGCUGUGUAGUAUGCGAACCGGUAUUCUUAUUAGGAAAUGAAUUAUUUUUCUCAAUACACACAGGAUUAUUGGACGUUUUAUGACAUAAUUUGUUUGUGAUAUUGUUUUCUGUGUUCAUUUUCCGUAGAAUAGAUAGUGUUUCGCGGGUGCAAGUGUAUUUCUUUUGCGUAGUUUGAGUUCAUUUUGUGGUUGUGCAAGGAUUUUGUUCUCGAAUUCGGCUCGCGGCGGUCGGCGUUGCAGGAUAUUUGAGAGCGCGGCGUGACACCGCGGAUUUCCUGCUAUUGUUAAGAUGUCCUCAGUGAGGGCGUGACUCACUGGCUGCCAUGUCGUCGUAGCCUAAAUCUUCUUGCUUCUUCUGGUGUGACACAGCCACCAUGGGCGGCUCGGGCGUCUCCGACGAGUACACCCCCCCGCGGCUCUCGCGGCUGCUGCACGCGCUCCCCCAUAUCAACGUCACGCUACACCGCGUCAACGACACGUUCGCGCCCGACUCGCCCGUCUACCUCGAGAGCCUGGGUAUCCUCGGCUCCAUCCCUGGAGCAUGGCUGAUCCUGACCCUGACGGUGUUGCUCAUCUACCUGCUUACGAGAUGCUGCGACAGGAAGCAGCGCCCGCCCAGGAGCAUCACCGCCCUGAAGGUAACUCUCAUGAUCUUAUCAGUGCUGUGCUGCGGCGCGAUAGGCGUAGGUCUGUUCGGCAACGACGAUCUGCACAAUGCCAUGCUGCAGAGCAUCCAGGCCGGCAAUCAGCUCGCGGCACUGGUGAACACUGUCAAGAACCAGUCAAGCAUCCUGGAGGAAGCGAUGGGGUCACGCGCGCGCGCGCCGCUCGCGCGCCUCGCGGACGCGCUGGACGCGCCGGUCUCCAACCAAACUGCGCUGGGCACGUUGCUGCGAGCGCUGUCCACUUUGAGGAACAAUGCCUCCGCUGCGGCGUCUGCGGCGGAUAACCUGAGGAGGCCGCUGGCGCAGCUCAAUUUGGAUGCUUUUAUGAAGCGCGCAUGGGUGUGGGAGGCGGCGCGCUGGGCCGGCGGCAUGGCGGGGUGGUGCUGCGGCGGCGCCGUGUGCGUGGCGCUGCUGGCUGCUGCUGCAAGACGCUCAAGGCGCGCCCUGCUGCUGCUUUGUGUGGGAGCGCUGGGCGCGCUGGUGGCGUGCUGGCUGGCGGGCGCGCUGCUGACGGCGGGCGCGGUGGCGGCGGCCGACGCCUGCCAGGACCCCGCCGCGGCGCUCGCCAACUACGCCUCGCACAGGCUGCCGCUGGACAUGGUGCACUACUACUUGUCGUGCAAGGUGUCCCGCGAGAACAUCCUAACGGCCGAGCUGCGGAACGCCCAACGUGCGGUGGUCGCCGUCCGUCAGGCCCUGGCUAUACUGUCGCGCGGCGCGCCCCAACUUUUCAACGACCCUGCGCUCCAGCCAGCAUUGGGUGCGCUCGGCGCUGGGACCGGCGAGGCGGAGCGCGCGCUGGUGUCGCUGAGCGGCGCGCUGGAGUGCCGCAUGGCGCGCGCGUACUUCGUGGCCGGCGCCAGGGCCGCCUGCGACGCGGGGCUGCAGGCGUUAUCGCUGCAGCUGCUGGCGGCCAUCGCGGCCGGUUUCCUCUUCACGGCCAUCGUUCUCGUCGACUCGCAUGCCUGGAUCUACAUUAACACCAAACGCGCCGGAACUGGCGAAGAGCAAGCACCUUUCCUCUCAAGCGGCGGCAGCAGCGCCUGCAGCCGCACCUUGCCCCGCCCCGCGCCCUUCCCCAACGGCAAACCGCCGAGCUACAGCGCCGCAGUACAACUGUGUGAUUUGGACCAGCGACCCAGUAGAUCGCGCAUGUCGGGCAGCGCGACGCUCGGGCGCGGCGCCAGCAGCUCCAUGGGCGUGGACGCGCUCGGCGGCUCGCACACGCUAGGCCGCGCGCCGCACAACGGCAAAUACGCCACCCUCAGCAAGCAGUGCAAGACGCUGGAGAGCAACGACUUCUACUGAGAUAGGCCCGGCGGCGCGCUCAACACCGAACUUAACAAGGGUCAGGCAAGCCGCACCGCCCUGAACCGCUUUGACCCUAAGUACGCCUCGUUCGGGCCGCGCGCGCCGCGCCUGCGCCCCGCCGCGCCCGCGCCGCCGCUCGCCACCUUCACCCCGCACCAGCCGCACCCCUCCCACCCC
Messenger RNA from Cydia strobilella, 2263 nucleotides. Its product is annotated as protein tweety. The record is from RefSeq and is a predicted model, not a curated record. The coding region runs from base 485 to 2083 and encodes 532 amino acids. Gene Ontology annotation, molecular function: volume-sensitive chloride channel activity; intracellularly calcium-gated chloride channel activity. Gene Ontology annotation, cellular component: plasma membrane. The transcript is spliced from 15 exons. NCBI's taxonomy places the organism in Eukaryota, Metazoa, Arthropoda, Insecta, Lepidoptera, Tortricidae.